UAGCCCACCCCACCUCUCCCCCCUCCCCACACCUUCCUCUCCCCCUCCCCACCUCCCCCCUCCCCAGCCCUACCUCUACCCCUUCCCCGCCCGUCUCCCCGCCUCUCCUCCCGGCCGAUAUCUCCGCCCUCCCUCCGCCCGGAGCUGCCCGGGCAGGUCCCGGCUCAGGGGGUGAGUCAGCGGGCGGGUCUCUCCGCAGAAAAGCGACCAGUGGGGCAGAGGCGCCGGGCAGAGGCUCGGGGGGAGCGCGGCGAGAGGAGCGCCGGACCGUCUUGCAGCAAGUUCGGGCAAAGCAGCUGAGAGAUGGCAGAUCCUGUGGUUGCAGGUGAUGGAGGCGGAGAGGCGGUGAAGGGGGAGGCUGGUGGUGAGAUCCCCCUCGCCGGACAGAUUGACCCUCCAGGGAGCACAGAGGAGACCCUGGUGUUCUUUGACCUGGAAACCACAGGACUAGAAAAUAACUGUGAGAUUGUGCAGCUGUCGGCAGUGAGCGGCGAGAAGAUCUUUAACAAGUACAUCCUGCCCGCCAAGUCCAUCUCGGAAGGUGCAUCCAGCAUUAAUGGAUUUCAGGUCAUGGAUGGGGUCCUGUACCUGCAAGGGGAACCUCAGACCACCAGCAGCCUCCAGGACACCAUGGAAGCUUUCCUCCAUUUCCUGCAGUCCCUGGGCACCCCUCUGUUAGUAGGUCACAACAACUGGAAGUUUGACGCCCCCAUCCUUCUACGAGUCUGGGAAGAGCUCUCCAUGAAAGAACAGUUUGCCAACUGUAUAACCGGAUUCCUGGAUACUCUCUGGCUCGCCAAGACUGCUGUUCCCAGGUCAGAGGUCCAGAGUUAUAGGCAAACUGAACUAGUGCAAGCAUUUCUCAAGAAAGGUUAUAAAGCUCACAAUGCUGUAGAGGACGCAAAGACUUUGCAGGAGCUGUAUUCUGUCCUAAAAUUUACUCCAGAACAAAAGAGGAGCAGUCAGUUCUCAAUCUCUCAGCUUGAAUGCCAAGUGUCUCUGCAGCCCCUGCUCAAAGAAAAAAUCAUUUUCUUUCAGUUAGCUGACAAACUUGCCUUGCAGGGAGUUAGUCUCCAGAAGCUGCAGUCAACACACCAACAAGGUGGUGACGCAGGACUGAAGAGCUUCCUCCAGUCCCUGGGAUACGUGGAACCUAUUUACAUCAGGCUCUCAAAGUUUUUCAGUAAGUGAAGGGCAGCGUUUUAUUGAUCCUUUGACUGAUGUAAACUCAACAACGAGGACCGCGUGCCCCGGUCAAUAUGCCCCAUCUUCUUCCUUAAAGCUAAAACAUUUUCUGUAGCUAUUUUUACCUAAUCACUCCAGAUCUCGGCAUUGUUGAAACACCUGUAAUAAUGAUGUUAUAUAGAUUGCAAAUGUAUCUUAUGUAAAUCUUAAAUAAAUAAUAGUUUAUAAUUG
Pristis pectinata (smalltooth sawfish) is the source of this 1416-nucleotide messenger RNA. RefSeq names its product maternal protein exuperantia-like. The record is from RefSeq and is a predicted model, not a curated record. The transcript is spliced from 4 exons. Gene Ontology annotation, cellular component: cytoplasm. Lineage: Eukaryota; Metazoa; Chordata; Chondrichthyes; Rhinopristiformes; Pristidae. Gene Ontology annotation, biological process: DNA catabolic process. The coding region runs from base 304 to 1191 and encodes 295 amino acids. Gene Ontology annotation, molecular function: nucleic acid binding; 3'-5'-DNA exonuclease activity.